AUGGCUUUGCCUGACAUGUGGAUCAAAAUCCUCAAGCACAUGAAAGAUGAAGACUGGGAGAUCGGGGCUAUCGUGCAUACCCUUGAAAAUCGACGAUACGGAGAGAAGAACAUCGCCUACGCUGAAUCUCACGAUCAAGCACUUGUUGGUGACAAGACGAUCGCAUUUUGGCUCAUGGACAAGGAAAUGUAUGACUUUAUGUCCAUGGUGACGCCUUACACUCCGAUCAUCGAACGUGGAAUAGCCUUGCAUAAGAUGAUUCGUCUUCUCACAAUGGCUUUAGGAGGAGAGGCCUGGCUGAAUUUCAUCGGGAACGAGUUCGGUCAUCCAGAGUGGUUGGAUUUCCCACGUCUUGGAAACAACGAGUCGUUCCAUUACGCUAGGAGACAGUUCAAUUUAGCCGACGAUGAGCUUCUAAGAUAUAAAUGGUUGAAUAAAUGGGAUCAAGAGAUGAAUGCACUCGAGGAGGCCACAGGAUUUCUUCACGAGAUGCCUGCAUACGUAUCGUGCAAGCACCACGAGGACAAAAUGAUCUGCUUUGAACGUGCCGGUGUGCUGUUCGUGUUCAAUUUCCAUACAUCAAAAAGUUUCACCGACUACAAAGUUGGCGUUGAAGUGCCUGGGAUCUACAAAAUGGUUCUAAACAGCGACGAAGAACGAUUCGGCGGUCACAAUCGUCUGCAGUCCGGUUCCGAGCAUCACACCUUCCCUGAAGGUUGGAAUGGUCGCCGAAAUCAUCUAUGCGUCUAUGCUCCAUCACGAACAUGCCUUGUUCUGAGACUCAAAUAA
This is a messenger RNA of Cooperia oncophora, 789 nucleotides long. The record is from the annotation of a GenBank genome assembly. NCBI's taxonomy places the organism in Eukaryota, Metazoa, Nematoda, Chromadorea, Rhabditida, Trichostrongylidae.